AUGGCAGUCGAAAAUCAUAACGCGAACCCAAUCAUUGUUGAACCGACAGCCUCGCCCGAUUCCGGUACACCGCCCCGUCUUCUCAACCCAUCGCUCAACACAAGCUCCUCGUCCAACUCUUUCGAAUCGUCUCGCCCACAGUCCCGAGGAAGCAGUGCUACCUCGGCAUCCGAAUCCUCGUCACCAGUUCCGUCGCACGAACCUUCCAACCUCAGACCACAGACCCCCUCGGAUGUUGAGCCUCUGCCUCCGAGUGCCACAUUAACACCAAAUCAGUCACCUCGGAGCAGGAAUCUUUCAGCGACACCACUUCCUAAAAGAGCAGAAGAAUUCGACUCUGCUGUGCAAACUGGCAAUGAAGCAUGGUCCGCUGAGCUCGCCGUAUCACUUGGACAAACGAACAUUGCGUUCUUCGCUCGCUCUAGCUUCGAGAUGGAUGAAGUGGACACCCAAGCGGCGUUGUGGCUUUCCUUACAUCGUGUGCCAGUCCCUAGGAGCCAACACCGUCUAUCGAAGUAUAUCCACGCCGGCAAUCGUCAUCAUUACGACACUCGCAUUGGGAGCGUUGAUGUUAAUAUUGGCUUGGCGAAAUGCAAGAUUACUAGCGGACGUAAAACCGUUACCGGCCAAGGGAUCCUUGAGACACACAAACCAGAAGAUCAUCACGACCUCGGCCAACCCCGCAAGCGAAGCCGAGCUUCUCUAGACCAGGAUAGUUUGGUGAAAGACACCGUCCCAUUCCAAUCGACCAACAGCUCCUCCGCCACGUUGACCAGCGGGCGUAGAGAAUCACCAGUUUCUCUUAAAAAUCGCUCAUCGGGCGAGAAUCACAAGGGCCUGAUCGAGCUUCAAAUCAACGGGAAUACUAAAGCCUUCUUCAAGAUGGAGACCGGCGAGCUCCUCCACCUUACUCACUGGAAACGCCAACAUAGUAACGACUCGGACUCGUCCUCUGACAGCGACAAUCCGAACAGCAUUGAGAGAAAGGACGUGGGGGAGACAGUUUCUGGCGCGUCUGUACUAGCAAAGGGAAGAGCAGCCAAGGAUAAGUGGACUGAAGAAUUGCAGCUGGAUUAUGAAAAGUGGCAUGAUAAGCAUUCGCACGCAAAGCCGCAGGCGGGAGAUUGUUGUGCUGGGUUGGUGACAAACAAGCUCCCGACGGGGAAGCCGCAGAUCAUCUGA
Molecule: messenger RNA, 1182 nt
Organism: Letharia lupina
Lineage: Eukaryota; Fungi; Ascomycota; Lecanoromycetes; Lecanorales; Parmeliaceae
Exons: 3
Coding region: 1-1182 (393 amino acids)
Source: RefSeq, a predicted model, not a curated record